This is a messenger RNA of Mycena citricolor, 827 nucleotides long. The record is from the annotation of a GenBank genome assembly. NCBI's taxonomy places the organism in Eukaryota, Fungi, Basidiomycota, Agaricomycetes, Agaricales, Mycenaceae.
GCGAAGUAUUCGCACGGUCAUUCCCUCCGAGUCUCCCAUGUCGAUCCGAACGCUUUUCGAGGGUAUAGGUUGGGUUUCUCCCCACUCGCGGACUCCUUCCCACCAAAACCAUGUCUAGCUGUGUUUAGCCCGGACGUCCGUGGGACUCUGCGGUCAAUCUGGGUGAAGCACGGGGGUGCCAUCGCUAAGAACAGCGCCGAAUUCUUCCGCGCUCGAUACUUCUUCUGUACAGGAUUGGAAGACGUGUGGUUUGCACAGCUGAAAGCAAUGGGCUUGAUGAUUCGGCAUGCGAGCUGGAUUUCGGUAUCAGCGGAGGAAGGGCUAGAAGCUCCAGUGUCCAAGUAUAUACUCGAUGAACGCUUUGAGGAGGAGAAGAUCCGGUCUCUUUCGGAGGGCUCACCCUCGCAUUCCUCGGCCUGCACGCAGUCAAAACCUAUGCGUAUGAUCGAAGCGUUCCCUCUAUCUCCCAAACUUGCUCCAGCCGCAAAUCCUCUCAAGCGUUCUCUGGACUCAGAGUUCCACGACCAAUCUCUCAUUGAUCUUGACCCUAGACCGUCAAAGCGCGCCCGUUUGCAUUCUUGCUCUGCUCAAGACAAAAUGCCAUCUGCCCAACUCACUGUGCCAUCCCCAUCUAGCCCCGAGCCCGUUCCCAUGUCAAGCACUCCACCGCAAACUGAUGCUUCGAUUCUGUGUUCUUCCCCAAUUCUACCCAAUGGCUCUUGUUCCAUAUUUCCUACGAACACCAUUCGCAUUUCUUCCAUCAAAUCCAAAGCUCUGUCGCUUGAAAUCUUUCCACGCCUCUCACGCCAAAAACAUCACAAGACUCA